Molecule: messenger RNA, 1236 nt
Organism: Fimicolochytrium jonesii
Lineage: Eukaryota; Fungi; Chytridiomycota; Chytridiomycetes; Spizellomycetales; Powellomycetaceae
Exons: 1
Coding region: 107-874 (255 amino acids)
Source: RefSeq, a predicted model, not a curated record
AGCUUACUAAGCAACCUCUGAACGGAGUCCAUCUCGCCAACACGUCGUCCAUAGAACCAUAAGACCCUCGUUGCAUCGUGCAUCACCGGCUAUCCCACACACAACUAUGGACAAUGAAGUGCUCGCUCUCGCUUUUCCCGACUCCCCACCACAGACGUUCCGCGUCACGUCUGUAUCUGCAACGGAUCGCAUCAAAGUUUACCUUCCAGAGAAUGCCAAAGCCGCACCCGUCCUCUCUUCUGAUCCUUCACCUACGACCCUGACGCUUGACAGUCGUCCAUACUCCGUCCUCUUCACUUUCUGUCGUGACAUCGUGACAGAUACCCACGUAGUUCGCCUCGCCUGCCGACACCGACAGAACACUCGCGUCAUCGCAGUAUAUCGUUCGAUUGGCCCAGCCUCAACGCUUCCUGCUGCGGUGGCCCGCGUACUGAGUGCACCGUGCCUGCACAUCCCGGACGACUUACCGGCCGACGGCCAGUUGAAGAUAUGGGAGAUGACGGACGAUCUCGGUCCCGUCGUCCAAACCUGCGUUGAUCGUCUGCAAAGAGGCCUUCAAUAUCGUCUCCGUCCCUUCACCACGCAACGAAACCAGGUACCGAUCCUGAUGAGGAUGGGUCACACCGAGCCGGCGGAGAGAAAGAUUCAACAGAUCCUGGACGGGUUCGACCGGGAGUUUGUGGAGCUCGUUGGGUGGCUUGGCAUCGAGGCGCGCCGGUUGGCCACGGACAACUUCGAUUGUCUGCAUAUAGAGUUGGAGCGGGCGUUUGUGGAGAGAAUGGGUCCAGGUUACGACCACAAAGCUGGAAAGGCGGGGUUCGAUUGCCGCCAUACAUUGCCGGGAAGGGGAGAUCGCGUAUGGCGAGCAACCUAGCCUGAUACCUACUGCAAUCUUUACCCCGUGAUGGAGUCAUGACGACGAAUGGCAGCUGGAGAGCAAGUCUGACCUCAGACUUAGCCCAACCGGCCGGACAUGGAUAUACCGAGACCUGGCGGAUAUUGCGUCGCUAUAUCACCGGGGUAUAUCGGGAUAGCGGGGGCCAGCGGUAACCCUGGAGGGGUCAGAAGUGUAAACCCUUCUCACUCAGAGGCCCCACCGUUAGUCGUCUCGCCACCAUAGAAUCCUUCACGAAACUAUAAGCCCUUUUAGAUAGCUUUUCAUCCGGAUAGACCUGCACCCAGCCAGUGUUAAAUGAUUACCUACAGUCAGGAUGCCAAAACGGACGUUACGACGGG